This is a messenger RNA of Phragmites australis (common reed), 2945 nucleotides long. Its product is annotated as ubinuclein-1-like. The record is from RefSeq and is a predicted model, not a curated record. The transcript has 13 exons. Bases 249 to 2609 code for a protein of 786 amino acids. Gene Ontology annotation, cellular component: nucleus. NCBI's taxonomy places the organism in Eukaryota, Viridiplantae, Streptophyta, Magnoliopsida, Poales, Poaceae.
GCGGCGGCAAGGCGUGGAGCAAAGCCAACGGCGACGAGAAAUCCACGGCGGUUAGAUCAACCCAUCCGGCGCGCACGACCGCGCCCGCCUCCUUCCGCCACGACCAAAACUGAGGGCGUUUUGCGUGUCCUCCUCCUCCAGACUCCCCUCCCGAGCUCACCCCUCAAAACCCUAGCUCCCUCCCCUCCCCAGCACCCCUCGAUCUAAUGCAGUGACCUCCCGGAUUCCCGAUUCCUCCCCGCCUCGCCAUGGAAGACCCCGUGGCCGCAGCCUCCUCCGCCCCUGGCCCUGCCGCCGCGUCCACAGCAGCUAGGGUUCCGGCGGCCGCGGCCCCUGCCGCCGCCGCGCCGCCGCCCGCUCUCGCUCCGCAGCAGCCGCCUGCCACCGCGACGGAGACCGCGACUGCGACUGCGGCGGUCCCCGAGGCAGCGGCGGCGUGCCGAAGGCAGGUAUUCUCUGUGGAGCUGCGGCUCGGGGAGACUACCAUCGUGUCGUGGAAGAAGCUCCUGAGGGAGGCCGGGCACGCGGCGGCGGCGGCGGCGGCGGUGGCGGUGACGGCCGAGCCGGCGUUGGUUGCGCAUGCGGGCUCAUCUGGUGCGGCACAUCCUGCAGAAAAUGACCCAAAGGAUCCAGCGCAGCCAAAUCGGUUCAAUGCAGUUAUUGAAAAAAUUGAGCGCCUUUACAUGGGCAAACAUAGUAGCGAUGAAGAAGAUCUUGACGAUGUACCGGAUGAUGAUCAAUAUGACACUGAGGAUUCGUUCAUUGAUGAUGCCGAAUUGGAUGAGUAUUUUGAAGUCGAUAAUUUGACAACUAAGCAUGAUGGGUAUUUUGUGAACAAAGGGAAGUUGGAACAGAUUGAACCUGGCACAUCAACAAAUGUCGCUCCAAAGAAAAGGAGAAGGAAAGACUCAUCAAGUACUUAUCUUGAGAAUAAUCAGCUUGCUCCAGGUGAUUAUUCCAAUAUAGGCGACAUGCCUGGAAAAUCAUCUGGAAGAGGUGCUGUGCCGUCGGGGAAGCAAUUAGCUAGUAGCAGUGUAGGUUCUUAUGGUCAAUACCAUGAAGACAACAGAGUGGUGAAGAACAAAACCGGUGCCCCUGGAGGAGCCCCUAUAAGGAAAUCUUCUGAUUUUGCUGUGGUUGCUGAUGCUGCUGCGCGUACUAAGAUGUCUAGUAAGGAUGUCCCACAUGCUCCUUUGGAGCUAAGAGACUUGGAAAAGCAUAAAGCUGCAGCACUCCAACCUAUUGACUAUGCACAUAAGUCAAAAACCAGUGAGACAUAUGAUUACACUUAUUCGGCUUACGGGGAUAAAGGCACUUCAAUGCAACUUGAUUUCCAACAAAGGAAGGCAAGUGGGGAAAAUCAGGAUCCAUCAAAUAGAAUGUAUCGCAAAGAGAAACAUGGAAUAAGUGAAUAUCCUGGAAUGGCUAUGGCUAAUGCUGUCUAUUCUACACAAACAGCGCACCCAAUAAUCAGUAGGGAGGGUUCAGGUACUAAACCUAAAGGCACCAGGCUUGAGCGAGCUAUUCGGGAUCUCCAGAAGAUUGUUGCUGAAUACAGACCUCCAACUAUUGAUAUUAAUGAGGUAGAUCCAAAUGGCCAAGCAGCAGUGAAAAGGCGGUUGCCUCAAGAAGUAAAACAAAAGCUUGCCAAGGUUGCAAGGUUAUCGGCAAAUCAGGGAAAGAUCCAAGAACAUGAGUUGAUGAAUCGCCUCAUGGGCAUAGUUGGACACCUUGUGCAGCGCAGGACACUGAAGAGAAACAUGAAAGAAAUGGUAGAAUCAGGUCUGUCCGCUAAAUUAGAGAAGGCUGAUAGGUUUCAACGUGUAAAAAUGGAGAUCAAUGAAAUGAUCAAAGCACGAGUGGCUGCCAAGUCCAAGGUCAACGAACAACAGGAUGGUUCAGCUGAUGAUUUUCAGGUUGCCAAUGAUGAAAGAAGAGCUUUAAAAGGAAAGUCUGUAAUGGAUACUGUAUUGGAGGACAGGAUAUGUGAUCUGUACGAUCUGUAUGUUGAGGGUAUGGAUGAAGACAAGGGCCCUCAAAGCAGGAAGUUAUAUGUAGAGCUUGCAGAGUUAUGGCCUCAUGGCUACAUGGAUAAUGUUGGGAUCAAAGAUGCCAUUUAUAGAUCAAAGGAGCGAAAAAGAUUAUUGUACAGCCAGCAGAAGGUUCGCAGUGAAGAGAGAAUGAAGAGGAAGAGGCUGGCUGCAGCAGCUAAACUGCAAGAUGGCUACCCUGUUGUAAUGCAGGGUGCAUCUGUCCCACAAGUCGCACAACCAUCCAUAACAAACCCCAUCACAUACCCUGCACCUGCUUAUGGACAGAACCAGGGAUCAAAAAGUUUUGAAAGGGUUUGCGAAAUAAGCUCCAGCGCAAUUCCUGAUGACAGCAACAGAAAUGCUGGCGAGAUGAAGAAGAAGAAAAGAAAACCAGAAUCUGAUCUUGUAGAUACACAAGCUAACCCACUGAAGGCUCCCUUUCUGCAUGGGAGUGAGAAGCAAAAGCCUUUCAAGCCUUCCGAUGAGGGAAAUGCUGGUAGCCUGCCCACCACGGCAACAACUGCAACCGUGCUUGGCCUCCCAACCGUGCUUGGUCGUGACCAACAACCUAGCUGAUUAUUUCGGCGUAAUAUUAGUUAUUUAAUUCUCCUUAUAGGCCCUUUUCAGCUGCUGUCACAAAAGAUGGUCUUUCCAUGUGUUGAGCACCUUCCCAGAACUAACAUGUAUCCGAGUGGACAGGAUAUGAUUGACCAUUUGUAAUUUUUCAGCAUUAUAUAGUUCCUUUCUCCUGAUUGACCGUGUAGUGCUGCUAGAUGUAAUCAGAUGCAGGUUGUCACCUCAAAUAUUGGUUGUAACUAGUAAAGGUCGUUGCUGUUGCUGGUCGUUGAGACAUGUACUGUUCAUACAUAGUAUGCGAUCGAAAUGCCCAUUCAGCGAUCUGCUUUUCAUUUU